AACAGUGCAUCACGGGAAGGUUUAUUUCAAACAUGGCGGAUUGAAAUACGACGUUAAUUUAUAUGGAAAAAUAACACACCUCUUUAUUUUGGAACUGAGCUGAAUAAUUUAAUUCAGUACACAUUGUGCAAUAUCUUCAAGGUACCGAUAUAAUUUAUGAAGAGCUACUGUGUAGCCUUUUCCUCAAAAGUUAGCUUUUCAAAGCAAGGUGUUGUUUUUUUGUCUACCACAGCACAAUACCGAACUUGACAUUUUCUCUUCGCAUGAUUUCAUAACGGGCUGAAAACAGCGGCCAGAAUUGUCGAGGCAUCAAAGGAAAAUGGCUGUUUGUUGCUAGUAAUGUCCAAGGGAUUUAACCAUUGGGGUCGGCGGUGUACUUAAUGCCUUUUUUACGAAGGCAGUGCGACUUCAUUGUGCUAAAUAUUAUUAAAAAACGCCAUGGCUUCUGCUGUGAGAAAGGACGAAAAAACGCCCAAAAAUGCACUUGAACAACCGUCCAGCUGUCCAGGAGAAGAUAAAAUGCUUAGCUCACCUGACAAUAACCAGCUAGAAGAGUCCAAAAAUGAAGCCGUGCUAAAAGCCAACCGAUCAGAUAUGAAUUGUGCAGAAGGCAAUGAAGAAACAGGUGUAGUGGAUAAAGAACUUGAUCUAUUUUCUAAAGGAGACACGGAAGCCGCUGCUUUUAAGAGCGAUAUUGUGCAAGAAAUUACUGAUCCUGCAAAUGGAGGUAGUGAAUUUUUAGUAAAGGAUUCCAGAUCCAUGCAAGAAGCAGUAGAGCCUACCAACACAGUGAUGGGAGAAAGUAGUUGUGAGGAAAUUGAAGAACAUGGUGUCAAGAGUGAAGGAGAAGAUGCCAGUAUUGGGGACAACUUAAAAAAGAAAUCAGAGGAACUGGAGUCAGAAAGUACAGCGACUUCAACUGCAGAAAGUCAUGACUUACAAGCUGGAAGCACUGGUGAAAAUGAGACAUUUGAUAAGCAAAGCCAGUCACUUUAUCACAUCAAGUGGAUUCAAUGGAAGGGAUUAAACACACCGAUAAUUACACAAAAUGAGAAUGGCCCAUGUCCAUUACUUGCUAUCAUCAAUGUGCUGUUGCUGCAGCGAAGGGUCAGCAUUCCACCCAUGCAGGAGAUAAUUAGUUCUUCUCAACUGAUGGAAUAUUUGGGAGAUUGUAUUUUAGCCCAGGCACCUGAGAGAUUACCAGAGGGUGCGCAACUAAACUAUGAGCAGAACAUGCAUGAUGCCAUUGGCAUAAUGUGUAAAUUGCAAACUGGGCUGGAUGUGAAUGUUAAGUUCACAGGGGUUGGUGACUUUGAGUUCACACCAGAGUGUAUAGUAUUUGACCUUCUUGCGGUACGGUUACUCCAUGGCUGGCUGGUAGAUCCUCAGAAUGCAGAGGCGGUUACUGCUGUGGGCAGCUCCAGCUACAAUCAGUUGGUAGAGAAGAUUAUUGCAAGCAAACAGGAACCCACAGAGGACUCCCAGCUUAUCUCUGCAGGUCUGAUUGCAGAGGCAUUUUUAGAGCAGACAGCAACACAGCUUACAUAUCAUGGCCUCUAUGAGCUGAACUCUAGUUUGGGAGAUGAAGAGCUGUGUGUAUUUUUCAGGAAUAACCACUUUAACACCCUUUAUAAGCACAAGAAUGAGCUGUUUUUGCUGGCAACUGACCAAGGCUACCUCACGGAAGACAAGGUUGUAUGGGAGACACUCUCUAAUGUUGAGGGUGAUGGGUGCUUUGUGGAUGCAAACUUCAGGACUGUGACUCAACCUCAGGCUGUGGUUCAACCCAUUCCUGCACCACCUGCUGCUGGAGCAGAUGCAGGGAUAUCUCAAGAAGAUCAAGAUUAUCUGGUUGCGCUAAGCCUGCAAGAAGAGCAGGCCAAGGAGGAGGCUCGACAGGGCCAGGUUCCACUAGAACCCCUCCCUACACAGCCCCACUCUACUCCUGUGGUAUCUAAUAUGACUACUCAGGAGUGGAAUGACUUGCAGCUUGCCAUGCGGUUACAAGAUGAGGAACGAAGACAACAGGAGCAACAGCUAGCUACUCAGCAAAGACAGCAGACUCCAGCAACAAGACAGGCACCCUCGCCAAGUAGGCGCCCACCGCAACCAACCACACCCAGACGAGAGGCCCCAACUGUACAACCACGUCCACAGGGAGCCCAACAGAGUCAAAGCUCAAAUGACAAAUGCACACUUUUGUGAAGAGGUGACAACAGUGAAGGAUUCCAGGUACUGGGGUUUGGAUCUUGCUGUUUAGGAAGAGUUAGGACCACUCUGGUUAGACUACGCAGUGUCUAAUGAAUUGAUAUAGAUUAAAAAUGUGUACAUGUGCAAUCACCACAAAUUAAAAAGUUAUUUUUCUCAGGUAUUAUAAUAUAUUAUAAUAUUGUAUUAUAAUAUAUUUUAAUAUAUCAUAUAUCAAAAAGCCAAUUUCAGCUAUCUACACAAUGCAAAGCUAAGAGAGAAUUUAUUACAACUUUGAUGAGCAUUCAGACAAAAUACUGUACCAAGAUAAUUUCAAUGAUUUUACAUAGUCAAUACUGUUUGCAAUGUUUAGAAUAAAUUUUCAAUAAAUGUUGACAAAUUAUAUAGGUACACUACUGUAUGCCUAUAGAGGUCAAGGUGACAUGGACAGUGAAUCCGGAAAAAAAACUGCAUUUUGGAAAUUCAAAACAAAUUUGAACAGCCUCGAAUAAUUCUAUUUCAUCAAUAGAAACACAAUUACUCUGAUAUGUUAUUUACAAUUUAAAAGACACCAAAACUAAUGCUGUAUACUUUAAAUUUCCUGGUACAAGAUUUUUGCUUGGUAUUUUUGUUGGAAUUUAUAUGGAAUAAUUCUGAGGCCAAUUCACUACACAAAGUCUCUAUUUGAUAUUGGGAACAGGAAUUGAAAUAAUAGCGCACAUGGUUUUCCUAACAAAAAAAUGAGUUUUGCUGCAAAAACAAAUAGCUAGGUUAUUUAAUCAAUUUGCAUGGAGUAUUGUAUAUUGGUAGGCCUGAUUUCUAGCUUGUUCGUAUGAGCCCGCGAUCAGCAAAGAACUCGGGCUCACGCGUCGGCUGGAAACCAAGGCUAUACUGCUUGCUGUACCGCUACGGGGGAAAGUGUUAUCAACAAAUAUUGUGUUAAAACAAAUUCUUUAUCAAAA
Nematostella vectensis (starlet sea anemone) is the source of this 3149-nucleotide messenger RNA. Its product is annotated as ubiquitin carboxyl-terminal hydrolase MINDY-1. The transcript is spliced from 8 exons. Lineage: Eukaryota; Metazoa; Cnidaria; Anthozoa; Actiniaria; Edwardsiidae. The record is from RefSeq and is a predicted model, not a curated record. Gene Ontology annotation, biological process: protein K48-linked deubiquitination. Gene Ontology annotation, cellular component: cell periphery; cytosol. Bases 439 to 2205 code for a protein of 588 amino acids. Gene Ontology annotation, molecular function: cysteine-type deubiquitinase activity; cysteine-type carboxypeptidase activity; K48-linked deubiquitinase activity.